UUCAGUUGAUAAAGUUCACCCAGUCGAAAUUUGACUCUCUGCCCCUAUCCGUAUGGGCUCUUAGUUGACAAUUACUGGGGAGAAGAAACCCUUGAGCUUCCCAAGAUCAUCCGCCCCUCACCAAAUGGGCUGCAGUUGACCCGUAAAGCCCGAACAUCACUGCCACCUUAAUCCAAGCCUUCACAAUGUCUGUCUGAGCACUCGCUCGUAGAAGUCUCUAUAGUUCUUCGAGUACACUACAUCGAUAUGCCGUCGAAGAUGAAAGCGAAUGCGAAGCCGUUUCCCUUCUUCUCUCUUCCAUCCGAACUGCGCAUACGCAUCUACGAGCUCGUCCUUUCCGUGCCUUCGCCUAUCGACCUCACACCUACAAAUUACCGCGAGAUUGCACCGUUGCUGGGCGUCUUUCUUGUGAGUCGCCGCAUGCACGCGGAGGCGUAUCAUGUGUUUUAUGGCUGCAACACCUUUCGCCUGUUCCCCGUGAAUGGCCGAUUCUUUCAUACCAAGAAGCCUCUCACAGUGCGGCUGGCGCCCAAAUAUCGUGCUGCGUUAACAUCGCUCGAUGUGCGUCUUGGGCCAGGCUUUACAAAACCGCCACGUUCGUGGGUCGUGAGUGCGCAACUAGGAUUGAAUGACAUGGUGAAUGUAAGAUUGUUGAAGGUCUUUGUGGAGGUCGAUCCGGCGAGCUCGGAUAUCUUUGAAGGGUUCCGCGUGAGCAAGGUUUUCUACACACAAUUCUCAAGGGACCUGAUCAAGGGUGUAUUUGAGCAGGUCAAAUCGAUAGAGGAUGUCGAGUUUGAUGCGUUUGAGUCAGUUGCGCCAGACUGCCCAUUGAUGCAGGCACUACUAGAGGAGUGUCAAGCGGCGGGCAAAAAGGUUCUGUGGGGAUCCCAGAGGGGAUGGUUCACGACGGAGAGUGAUCCGAUACUACAGCUCGAUCAGAGUAUGUCGCUGCUCCACCUCGGAAAUGAAAGUGUCGUUGUACACUGACAAAGCGUACGGUAGUCAUUCCUUACUUGCGACAACAUCCUGUCUCCAGACCAGACGACGAUGUGUAUGUAGUAUACACAACGAGAUUAGGCCAACUGUUGAGAGUACAAAGAGUCGAGAGGAGGGAACUUCGUGGGCUUGGUAUUCAGCCUGUUACUAUUCCAUCGUGGAUGUACAUUCCAUCCGUCUUAGGUCUCGCUCUGCUCCACUUCAUUGAUCGUAGCAUUGCAACGAUUUAUGCUGGUAUUGUAGGCCUAUGUUUUCUGUACGAUCAUAUACAUUAUCAUUUGUGAAGCUGAAUAGAUAAUCGACUACGAAUUUUCUACUG
Messenger RNA from Pseudovirgaria hyperparasitica, 1315 nucleotides. RefSeq lists its product as uncharacterized. NCBI's taxonomy places the organism in Eukaryota, Fungi, Ascomycota, Dothideomycetes, Acrospermales, Acrospermaceae. Bases 247 to 987 code for a protein of 246 amino acids. The transcript has a single exon. The record is from RefSeq and is a predicted model, not a curated record.